Messenger RNA from Caenorhabditis sp. 36 PRJEB53466, 1502 nucleotides. The record is from the annotation of a GenBank genome assembly. Lineage: Eukaryota; Metazoa; Nematoda; Chromadorea; Rhabditida; Rhabditidae.
AUGCUCCAUCUUUAUGCACUAUUCGGGCUCUUUUUGGGAGCCGUGAGCUCGAAUAAAGUGGAGCAAGUGCAUUUGAGCUUGAGCGGAAAAAUCGACGAGAUGGUGGUCACCUGGCUCACUCAGGGACCGCGUAAGUUGACAGUCUACUUUACAAAACCUCUCCUAAACCAUUUUAGUACCAAAUGUGACGCCUUACGUCACUUACGGACUGUCCAAAGAUGCACUGCGUUGGACCGCCAAAGCCACAACGACUUCUUGGAAGGAUCAGGGAACGCAUGGAUAUGUACGGUAUACGCACAGGGCGGUCAUGUCGAAAAUGGUGCCUGGAGAUGUAUAUUGUCAGUUUGAGGCGGCAUAUUUAUUUUGGUGCGCCCCUUACCCCGAUACUUGCAGACUAUCAAGUUGGCAGUUCGCAGGCCAUCUCGGACACCUUCCACUUCCGUCAGCCGGAUCCGUCGCAGCCACUGAGAGCCGCCAUCUUUGGAGAUUUGAGUGUGUACAAAGGACAACCCACGAUAAACCAGUUGAUCGAUGCAACGAAAAACGACCACUUCGACGUGAUCAUUCACAUCGGCGACUUGGCCUACGACCUGCACGAUAGUGAGGGCAACCAUGGGGAUGAUUAUAUGAACGAUAUACAGGCUUUUGCGGCCUACGUACCUUAUAUGGUAAGUGGUAAAUAUAGGAAUAGUAACCUAUAUAUUAAAGGUAUAAUAGUUAGUUAUCUUAGGGUUCCCUUUGAAACUUCACAACCUUUGCCAGUUCAGGUAUUCGCUGGAAACCACGAGUCCAACUCUCACUUUAAUCACAUCACAAACCGCUUCACGAUGCCCAAGAACGGAGUGUACGACAAUAACCUCUUCUGGAGUUUCGACUACGGUCUCGUGCAUUUUGUCGCGCUCAACUCGGAGUAUUACGCCGAAUUAAUGGUCAAACAGACGGAGGAGCAGUACAAAUGGCUGGAAGCGGACCUGGCGAACAACAAAGCCACGUGGACUAUUGUGAUGUUCCAUCGGCCGUGGUACUGCUCGACGUCCGGCAAAGAGGGAUGUCACGACUACUUGGACAUGCUGUCGCGGAAGGGAAAUACGGCGAUGCCGGGUCUCGAGAAGAUAUUGUACGAUCACAAAGUGGAUCUGAUAUUGUACGGCCAUAAGCACACUUACGAGCGCAUGUGGCCGAUUUACGAUGGAACUGCGUACAAGUCGAGCGAUUCGGGACACGUCAAGAAUGCCAAGGCUCCGGUUUAUAUGUUGACUGGAGGAGCGGUACGUACUUUUAACCUCAACGUUCGUGUCCCUGACUAUCGCUCAUUUAAGGGUUGCCACACACACGAAGGACCAUCCGACAGCAUCGCCCAAUCGUUUUCGGUCACCCGGUUGGGUCAGUACGGUUACACUCGUCUCAAGGUGUACAAUAGCACGCAUUUGAGCACGUACUUUGUGGACACCUCGGAUAAAGUCGGCACCUUUAUGGAUCGAUUCUAUUUGGAGAAAGAUUGA